Notolabrus celidotus (New Zealand spotty) is the source of this 2695-nucleotide messenger RNA. RefSeq names its product transient receptor potential cation channel subfamily V member 1-like. NCBI's taxonomy places the organism in Eukaryota, Metazoa, Chordata, Actinopteri, Labriformes, Labridae. The transcript has 15 exons. The record is from RefSeq and is a predicted model, not a curated record. Bases 178 to 2430 code for a protein of 750 amino acids. Gene Ontology annotation, cellular component: membrane. Gene Ontology annotation, molecular function: calcium channel activity; protein binding. Gene Ontology annotation, biological process: calcium ion import across plasma membrane.
UUUGCCCUCCAGGAAAAGGGAGGAGUGUGACCAAGGUAACAAACACCACUUUCAUUACAACGCUGUCUCCGGCAGCAGCAGCAGCUCUACACCUGUGAGGCUGUAGCUCAUGAGAGUUGUUGGAUUACAUGAGGAAGGAAAGAAAGUUCUCACACACAGACUUUUAAAGGACAGAAUAUGGACGAUGGAAAGUCACAGGAUGGAGAGGAGCCGAAGAGCCCAGAAGAGGAAGAGGAUAGUUUUGAUUGGCUUCUUGGGAGAGACAGCCCAGAGAUUGAACAUGCACCUAUGGAUACCAACUUCUUAAUGACCAAUGAAUAUACAAACACAGAUGGCACUGCCAGUAAAGUGUUCACCAGGGAGAGGGUCUUUGAAGCAGCAUCACAGAGGGAAGCUUCUCAACUCAGCGGCCUGCUGGACUACCUGAGAGACAACAACCAGCAGCUCACGAGUCCAGAGUUCACAGAUGAAAUAAACGGGAAAACUGCGCUCCUGAAAGCUUUGCUGAAUGUAAAGGAUGGAAAGAACGACACCAUCGAAGUCCUCGUCGAUAUAGCAGAGAAAACAGGAGAUCUGGAGGAUUUGAUCAAUGCGUCUUAUCAAGAUCCCUGUUACAAAGGUCAGACCGCUCUGCACGUCGCCAUCGAGAGGAGAAGCUUCGACCACGUGAAACUGCUGGUGGAGAAAGGAGCUGACGUUCAGGCCAAAGCCAACGGGAACUUCUUCCAGAGAAAAACAGGACUGGGCUUUUAUUUUGGUGAGCUUCCUCUGUCGCUGGCCGCCUGCACCAACCAGCCCGAUGUGGUGUCCUUCCUCAUGGAGAAUUCUCACAGGAGAGCAGACCUGACUGACCGAGACUCCCAGGGAAACACCGUCCUGCACACGCUGGUGGUCAUUGUAGAAAACACAGAGGAAAGCACGGAGAUGGUUUCACUGAUGUACGACCACAUUCUCAUCACGCACUGCAAACUGGAGAAGAAAAGUGACAUCCAGCUGGAGGAGAUUGAAAAUGAUAAAGGGUUUACUCCUCUGAAGUUGGCUGCAAAGCUUGGAAAGAAAGGGCUAUUCGAGCACAUGCUACACCGAGAGUUUAUAGAUGAGGAGAUGAGGCCGCUGUCCAGGAAGCUGACAGAGUGGGUCUAUGGACCUGUUCACUCCUCGCUGUAUGACAUGACUUCCAUUGAAACAGAUGAAGACAAGUCUGUGCUGGAGAUAGUCGUCUUUGGGAGUGAUGUUCCGAAUCGACCUGAGAUGCUGCAGAUCGAGCCUCUUCGCAGUCUCCUUCAGGACAAGUGGGACAGGUUUGCCUCCAAGUUAUUCUUGAUGAACUUCCUGAUGUAUCUGCUGUACCUGCUCAUCUUAACUGCUGUGGCGUUCUACAGGAAGAAAGGACAGCCUCCUUUUCCUGUUCAAAACCUCCCGCUGGAUCACCUCAGAUGUUUCGGUGAAGUCGUCAGUGUCGUGGGAGCGUUGUGGAUUUUCUUCAAAGCGCUGGCAUCUUUCAAGAGGAAGCCCCCGAGGUUCAAGGCUCUGUACAUGGAUGGAUUCAGUGACAUUCUCUUCUUCCUGCAGGCGUCGCUCCUUCUGAUCUGCACGGUUUUGUACUUUUGUGGGAAGAAAGAAUACGUGGGGAUCCUCGUGAUGUCGCUGGCUCUCGCCUGGAUCAACGUUCUUCACUACCUGAGAGGCUCAAAGCAGAUGGGGAUGUACAGUGUCAUGAUGCAGAGAAUGAUCCUGGUGGACCUGUUCCACUUUUUAUGCGUGUAUAGUGUCAUGCUGUUAGGAUUCUCAGCUGCUAUCGUCGCUCUCCAUGAGGAAACUCCUCGCAUGGUUAAGAAGCUGAUCAACGGUACGAUGGUAUUAGUGAAGGGGAAGCCACGCUGCAAGAAACCGUGUUACAACAACAUCCGAUUCACCAUACUGGAGAUGUUCAAGUUCACCAUCGGCAUGGGCGACCUGGGGUUCACAGACCGCGUGGAGUACAAGGAGGUUUUCUACAUCCUGCUCAUCCUGUACAUCGUUCUCACCUACAUCCUGCUGCUCAACAUGCUGAUCGCUCUGAUGGGCAGCACGGUGGAGAGGACCUCCAAGGAGAGUGAAAACAUCUGGAACCUGCAGAGAGCCGUCACGAUCUUGGACAUCGAGAGGACUCUGCCGAGGUGCUUCACCAACAAGCUUUACUCCGGGGUUUCAAAGAUGGUGUGUUUGGGGGGCGAUGAGGAUAAAAGCCGGAAAUUUUUCAGGGUGGAGGAAAUGAACUGGAAACAGUGGAAGUCAGAUCUCGGUGUUAUCCGGGAGGAGGAUCCUGGAGAGGAGAUGAUGAAGUCUGUGCCCAACAAAGAGCCUCUGAGGAAACGUUGGAAACUGAAUCCACUGCUGCAGAGGAUUCGUGCAAGACGGCAACCAUCACCUCUUUCCAGUAUUCCCUAAAUCCCUGCGACAUCGAGGUGUUUGGUUCCAACAUUAAGAUUCAGAUUUUAAUUGGAGACACUUUUUGUACUCAAACACUUUGAAACAUGAUGAAUGUAGUGAUUCAUCUCCCUUAUUAUUUAACAUAAGUCUUAAAUCUGUCCGGGUUUGUAAAGAAGCUCAUGCCUGUAAAUUAUAUUUUGUAACAAAGUGGUGAAUUGAUUUCUAAAUGAUCUAGAACAGUGUAUUUUGUAAAUUUGCUGCACAUGUACAUAUAAAAAAAGAC